AGCCAGCCAGCUUGGACAGCUCAGCCAGCAUGGCCCAUGGGCGCGGUCUGAGCCGAACUGAUGAGGACGCGAAGGAGAAGUCCUUGCUGGGCCAGUUAGUGUCGACGCUCGCGCUUGACAGGUACAUGCUGUUGUGCUGCAACGUGCAGCACGAGCACUCCUCAGUCAGUGGCGAGAUGAAGGUAGUGCAGCUCAUGAGCGAUGACACGGGUCUAGCCAAUCCCGUGCACCUGCUGACGGAGCAGGACUCAUUUGAUGUAACAGUUUCACCACGUGCGGGGGCCAUGGGGGAUUGGACAAAGCGCCUCCCAAUGACUCCGCGCCAGCACGACUUCAGGGAUCGCAUCCAGCUCCCGCGGCUGCUGCGUUAUCCUCUUCCACCUGACUGCUUGCCAGAUGAGCCAGAGGACAAGCGGCGUGCUGCGCUCCUGCAAGUUUUUCAGGACUUCGUCCUGGAUCUGCACAGGGGCAUGCACAUGACACAAAUUAGCUCUAGUCAGGAGUAUUCUGACAUCCACUGUCAGAUUUUGGAGGAUCUUCAAACUCUGAAGAUCGACCAAGGCAGUGGGUGCAUUAUCGAGUUUCCGCUGAUAGCGGUGUCCAAGGUGUACCGCAUUGUCAAGAACGAUGACCGCUGGUUCAGUGCCGGCAGCCUCACUGGGCCAACGCCCAUGCCGCCGCUGCCCCUGUCCAAUGCAGAGCACAUCGUAGUGGUCGAGUUCAUGAAGCGGAAACUGGCCUUUGUCUUUUGUGACAUUGUGGCCUCUCAACGCUUCUUGAUGUGCAUGGAGCUGCUGAUUCGGAGGGCCCAGGAGCAUGACGUGAGGCGGGCGCCAUGCGCAAUCAGCGCAAUGGUUGCCCAAGAAUACGGCCUCUUGAUCAAAAUGUGGACAGUCUGAUCCCCAUGUUUGCUGGGUCUCUGGGGCACAAGAAGCCUGGCGAGCGCUUUGCGCAGCCUAAUCGACCUGUGCCGGCAGAGGAGACCAGAGGUUUGUGCAGCUGCGACGUCAAGAGCGGCGCGGCUACGAGGAUGUAGCCAGAACUUGGCCAACGUCUCUGCGCGUGGAAUGGAUAGUGGUCAAAUUGGGCCCAGGAUGGAAGGAGUUCUGGGCCAGUGCUUAGAAUUGUUGUUGAUGCGGGUGGUGUUUGUUUGCAUUUGUGUUUGUUGUGUUUGCUCUAGCAAAUUUGGCGUGACGCUGAGCUGCUGAAAGUUGGCGGAGAAGAUUGCCGUGCUUGGCACGCGUGGCGUUGCCGUGACACGAAAGAGAACAUCAUGCGUUGCCAGAAUAGACAAUUCGAGUGGACCACCAUUGGCGUGGCCAGACCCAACGUUUGCCCAGUUCUCAGACCCCCCUUGUUUUGCCUUGGUCGCCGCUUUUGCAGUACGUCGCGCUUGUAGCGCAUGGUUUGCCUUUGCGUCUGCCAAGUCAAGCCCCCCUGCGGGCAGUACUUGAUGUGCCUUCACCAACAACCUGAGCCAAAUUACCGUGCGUGCUGUGCGCAGUGUAUUGCUGACUCCUUGCACAGUGCUGGCCGGAUGUGGGGCGUGCCGUGAAGUGUGC
Effrenium voratum is the source of this 1562-nucleotide messenger RNA. Lineage: Eukaryota; Dinophyceae; Suessiales; Symbiodiniaceae. The record is from the annotation of a GenBank genome assembly.